Molecule: messenger RNA, 976 nt
Organism: Lotus japonicus
Lineage: Eukaryota; Viridiplantae; Streptophyta; Magnoliopsida; Fabales; Fabaceae
Exons: 1
Coding region: 95-913 (272 amino acids)
Molecular function (GO): RNA-DNA hybrid ribonuclease activity; nucleic acid binding
Source: RefSeq, a predicted model, not a curated record
GGCUUUAAUGUCAUCUUAGUAAAAUGAACUCAUGUUCUUUGAGUGUACCGAACAUUUUCAAAAUUAGUAAACACUAAAUAUUGACACACACGCCAUGCGUUUAUUUUAUCAUUCUCCUUCUUCUUAUCAAUCAUAUAUUACAUCAAUUGUUUAUAUGGGAUUUGACACUGCAGGAAGCUCUUUCGCGUUUGCGGACUCGAAAGCUUGGCUUCGUGAGGUACUGAAGGAGAAUUCUCCUUUGGUUAUGUCGACGUUAUGGUGGGUGUGGCGGCUGCGUAAUGUCUGGUGCAUGGAGGGUAAGUUGAUUCCUUGGCAGGUGUUGAGAGGUGAUAUUUUAGCUAUGUUUGAUGAUAUAGCUCGUUGUUAUGCAGUCGAUGUUGAUGCGCCUAUGCAUACUCCUCGGUUAGUUAGAUGGACGGUGGGUCUGGCUGAUUGUGUUGUGCUAAAUGUAGAUGGUAGCGUUCAUGGGACUCCUCAGCGUGGUGGCUUUGGGGGGUGCUUCAGAACUAUACACGGGAAUUGGCUUAGGGGGUUCUUUGGCUACCUGGAUGAGUGUUGCAUUCUGCAUUUGGAGCUUCUUGGCAUGUUCCAUGGUUUAUCUCUUGCUUGGGAGCAGGGGUAUCGAAUUGUGGAGUGUCAAUCCGACUCUCAAGACGCAGUGACUCUCGUCAAGUCCACGCCGUCUUCGUGUCAUCGUUAUGCCGCUUUAGUGUGGGAUAUUAAAGAUCUCCAGAGCAGGGACUGGAUUGUGGAGCUUCGACAUACUUUACGUGAGGGGAAUGCUUGUGCGGAUUUGUUGGCUAAGCAUGGGGCGGAUCAGAAUGAUGACUUAGUUAUAACUGAGAACCCAAUUGCGGGGUUAGGAGUGCUUUUGUUGGCUGAUGCGUGUGGUGUCUCCUUUGUGAGACCGUAGUUUUUGUUUUCUUUAAGGAAAUGUACCAAAAAAAAUAUAUUACAUCAAUUAGUUCUUUCUCUU